Messenger RNA from Diabrotica virgifera virgifera (western corn rootworm), 1469 nucleotides. RefSeq names its product fumarylacetoacetate hydrolase domain-containing protein 2. Gene Ontology annotation, molecular function: hydro-lyase activity. The record is from RefSeq and is a predicted model, not a curated record. The coding region runs from base 383 to 1363 and encodes 326 amino acids. The transcript has 4 exons. Lineage: Eukaryota; Metazoa; Arthropoda; Insecta; Coleoptera; Chrysomelidae.
GUAUGUAUUUUUAUUAUUGAUUUCCUGGAUUUACCGGUUAAGCACGCACGUAUUUUUAUAACCUUGUAACUUUUACAACAUUACUCUAAUCUAAUUUUGUUUUAAUUGCUUCUCCUUAAUCUUCCUGAUGGGAAUUAAUUGAACCAUGUGAUUCCAAAAUUCCAUAAAAAUCACAAUUCCAGUCAUUCUAAAAAUUUUUUAUAGCGAUUGUAGGCUACGCUACCUGACUGGUUUUACCAGAGCAGUAGUAGGUGAAGUGCGGUCUGGUCUGGGUCUGAGUGUUUGGGUCAAAAUAAAUUUGAAGCACUUUGUUUACAACAUUUAGUUUUAUCUAUAUUACAUACACACUUAAAUUAGUACUUCACACUUACAUUUACACAUAAUGAGUACCAUUUUACAUAAAACGCGAAUAUUAUUCAAUAGUCAGACACUAAAACAACUUAAACAUUUUCAAGAUACACGGAAGUUUAGUUUGUCAACUGCUGCGAAAAUGAGAAUCGUGCAAUACAGACUGAAGAAAGGAGGAAAACAGCAUCUUGGAGCACAGCUGUCUUCGGGGGGCGAUAUAAUUGAUAUCAGUGCCGUAGAUCAUUCCAUCCCUAAUUCUUUGGUGGAGUUUUUGGGCCAAGGGUGUGGAGUCUAUGAAAAAGCUAGCAGAAUAGUAGCAGAAGGAAAAUCUGUAACUUCUCUCGAAAAUGUAGAUCUGUUGUCGCCCAUAACUAGACCCGACAAAGUAGCUUGCGUCGGAUUGAACUACAGUGGACAUUGUUCGGAACAGAAUAUACCUGAGCCAAAAGAACCCAUGAUAUUCAGUAAAUUUUCAUCUGUGAUUGUGGGACCAUACGACAAUAUAGAAAUUCCACCAAUCACGGAUGUAAGUAAUAGUGUUGAUUGGGAAGUAGAACUAGCAGUAGUCAUAGGAAAGAAAGCAAAAGCAAUUAGACAAGACCAAGCCAACGAUCAUAUAUUCGGCUAUACCGUAGCCCAAGACAUUAGCGCGAGGGACUGGCAAAAGAAGAGAAACAACGGACAAUUUUUGUUAGGAAAAAGUAUGGACACGUUCUGUCCUCUAGGCCCUGUAGUAGUUACCAAAAAUAAGGUCGAUGUAAACAAUCUAUCCAUCAAGUCUUGGGUGAAUGGCGUACUUAAACAAGAUGGAAAUACCUCAGAACUGAUCUUUAAAAUUGAUUUCUUAGUAUCAUAUUUAUCUCAGAUAGUUACCUUGUAUCCCGGCGACGUAAUUUUGACAGGAACGCCUGCAGGAGUAGGAAUGCACAGAAAUCCCCCAGAAUACUUGAAAAAAGGAGACAUAUUGGAAAGUGAAAUUGAAGGGAUUGGCAGAUUAAGAAAUGUAGUUGUCUGAUUUUAUUCGCCUUUUUAUAUGAUUAUGCAUUUACGAAAUUGUGCUUUUAUUGAUUUUAUUGAUUUUACAAUGUUAUACAAUAAAUAUAUAUACCGCCUUUUUAAAA